Pungitius pungitius (ninespine stickleback) is the source of this 534-nucleotide messenger RNA. RefSeq names its product ubiquinol-cytochrome-c reductase complex assembly factor 4 (gene uqcc4). The record is from RefSeq and is a predicted model, not a curated record. The coding region runs from base 109 to 519 and encodes 136 amino acids. The transcript has 2 exons. NCBI's taxonomy places the organism in Eukaryota, Metazoa, Chordata, Actinopteri, Perciformes, Gasterosteidae.
UUGCACCGCAUUGUGUUACGUGACCUCAGCCGGGUGCGUUUUGUAUGAAAACCCCCUCCGGUCGAGUCAAUUUACCGGCGCGUGCCCUAAGAUGACCAGUCGGCCCAGAUGUCUUCACCCGCGGGACGAGUGUUCGCCGGUCUGAUGCGCGCUUCUCUCGGUCGAGCGGUUUUGGUUCAUAGGACCGCUCCGAUAUCCCGAGUGAACUGCGAGCGUCUCCUAUCGCUGAGCUCCCAGACGCCGGCCGAGUCCAAAGAUGGAGAUAAGGAGGCAAACAAUGAACCCAUCAAGUUCUCCACCAGUAAGGCCAGUCACCGGAUCUGGAAAGUCGAGCGCUCUAUGGGGAGCCAGUACGAGCGGCCCUGGUGGAAAGUUCUCCCCAUCAGCCUGGUUCUCACCGGCUUCCUGCUGUGGUGUGCACUGAGAACCCAGACGGACAUUGAUGCAGAGCUGGAGAAGCACCUUUUUGAGCGUCUACCUGGCUUACUUUCUGAUGAGGACAAACCUCAAGAUAAAUAAAAUUUAGUAAACAGA